UGUACCUGUUAGUGUAUAUAUAACUCUCACACUUGAACAGAUUUUUAAACUUCCUGAUUUGGAAAAUAAUAUUUUUUUUCAACAAUUGAGGUAACAUUGAAUGUUUAAUUCAUUCGGGUUUACAUACAUCGAUGUUGGGAUUUUGGGGAUAAACAUUACAUAUUCCUUUAUUUGGAACAAUGAAGUGGAGUUUAAAUUUGAUAUUGCUUGUAUGGUGUAUAUGGUUAAAUGUUAGCAACAACCAGGUAGAAGGAGUGAUUGAUGAAAAUUGUCAAGUAGGGUGUGCAUGCUGUAUAGAUAGAAAAUGUGGACCAGGGGAAUGGUUUCCUAACGAAUGUACAUUAGGCUGUAUUGAUGGUCAUAGAUCUGCUCGAUGUUAUGAGCUAUGUACAUACAAUUGUACACAAUGCCCUAAUUAUAGAGAUGAGUGUACUGCGUGCUAUGGUGGCUAUUAUCCCGGCGUUGCUAGAGAUUGCACAUCACAAUGUUUACCCGGAUGUAAAACAUGCACAUCAGGAAUCACGUGUACAUCAUGCAAGGAGGGAUAUAAUAAUGACAAUGGUCGGAAUGAUUGUAGCAAUCGUUACUGUCCUGAAAAUUGUAAUUGUGAUAACGGUCAAUGCACAUCAUGUAAGGACGGAUAUUACGAUACCAGUAAUAAAUGUAAUAGUUUAUGUCCAGAUAACUGUGUCACAUGUACAUCGAUUACUUAUUGUGGAUCGUGUAAGGAUGGUUAUUAUAAAGGUAACCAGUACGACAACAAUAACCCCCCUUUGAGAAACGACUGUACAUACAAAUGUCGAGAUAACUGUCUACAAUGUUCGUCAUAUAACAGUUGCUUGCUUUGUAAAACUGGUCUUUAUGGAUCGACAUGCGACAACAGUUGUUCAGUUGGUUGUAUAUCAAACACUUGCGAUAUACUAACUGGUUACUGUCAUUGUUCUCUUAAUUUUGUUGGGAAAAGAUGUGACAAAUGCACAACCGGGCGUUUUGGAAAUUUGUGCGAUCAACAAUGUCCUCCAGGGUGUAAAAGUAAUGUGUGUGAUAAAAAUUCCGGAGAUUGUACAGACGGAUGUACUAUAGACACGAUCGUUGGGGAUAAAUGUAGCGUUUGUUCAACCGGCUGGUAUGGACACUACUGUAACAUGUCUUGUUCUGUUGGCUGUAAAAAUCAGCAAUGUGAGAAAAAUGAUGGUGAUUGCUCCUAUGGAUGUCUUAAUAACUUUGUAGGAGGACAAUGCAAUGAAUGCAUACCUGGAAAAUAUGGAGCAUCAUGCAACAAAGGCUGUCCAAAUAACUGUGACGAGAAAGGCUGCUUAAAAGACUCUGGCAAUUGUAUAAGCUGUCGUGUCAACUUUGAUGGGAAAAAUUGUGAUAAAUGUCGUCAUGGUUUUUAUGAUACACUUUGCUCUGAGAGAUGCCCGAUUAAUUGUUUGAACGGUGUAUGUGAUAGAGAUACAGGCACAUGCUCUGAUGGCUGUUUAGACAAUUAUUCAGGUGACAGAUGUUGUAUAAAUAAUAACAACUGUAUCACAUGUUGGUCAGAUACAAGGUGUAAACAAUGUAAGUCUGGAUACUUCAAUGACAAAUGUAACAAACAAUGUCAUCAUAACUGUCUAAUGUCUUGUCAUAUUGAAACCGGUCUUUGUGAUGGUUGCAAAGGAAACUUUUAUGGUGAUAGUUGCAAUUUGUCAUGUGCCUCUACAUGCAUGACUCAAACAACAGGCGGGAGUAUAUGUCAGCAAAGUAAUGGAAAGUGUCUAUAUGGAUGCGAAGAUGGUUUCCAUGGUUUACAGUGUUCUGAGGAAUGUUCUGUUUAUUGCAACGAUACACUCUGUGAGCAAGACGAUGGCAAAUGUACAAAAGGUUGCAAAUCGAAAGUAAAGAAUGACAAAAUUUGCCCUCUGACAUCCGACUUAGGUUCCUCAGAGCAGUCAGUAAAUACAGCUGCUAUAUCACUUGGAACAUUUCUUGCUGUGUCAGUAGUUGUUAACAUCGUAUUUAUGAUUACGUUUAUUCUCCGGAAAUAUCGGAAAAGGGUCAAUGAUACUUACAAAACAAAAGGACCUGUUUAUGAAAACUCUGGCAUUGAAAUGGAAUGUGGAAAUUCAGCAAAUGCUGGCAGUGCAAGCAAGCAUGGAAUAAUACAAGGUAUUUUUUGUUGGUUUUUUCUAGACUUUUAA
Molecule: messenger RNA, 2183 nt
Organism: Ruditapes philippinarum (Manila clam)
Lineage: Eukaryota; Metazoa; Mollusca; Bivalvia; Venerida; Veneridae
Product: multiple epidermal growth factor-like domains protein 10
Exons: 6
Coding region: 180-2183 (667 amino acids)
Molecular function (GO): scavenger receptor activity
Source: RefSeq, a predicted model, not a curated record